Osmia lignaria (orchard mason bee) is the source of this 9345-nucleotide messenger RNA. It is a transcript of the gene Prp5, whose product is annotated as pre-mRNA processing factor 5. Lineage: Eukaryota; Metazoa; Arthropoda; Insecta; Hymenoptera; Megachilidae. The record is from RefSeq and is a predicted model, not a curated record. Gene Ontology annotation, molecular function: RNA helicase activity; ATP binding; nucleic acid binding.
AUUGAGCUGGAAAUUCCUACGAAGAAGGAACUGUUCGAUUCAAGGCUUCGGUAACUUGAUUAUAGUUUUAGCUACUCCGUACGAUGCUUGAAUUUAUAUUGUAACGUGAACGAAAGUCAGGAACUUUCGGUUGGUAUCAUUCGUAUUCGUACAUAUUGUCUAAACCGGAUGCAAAUUAGCUAAUAUUUAAAUAUUUACUGACAUAAUGUGUGUUAGUAAGUUUGGAAACUGUAAUUUCAUGUAUACCGAUAGAGUUUUUCAUUGCUAUCGGCUAUCGACUAUAGACUAUCGAGUCGAGUGGCAGCACUAGUUAAGUGACCAGUGCAAAUGUGCAAAUUGCCUUUGCGUUUGUAAACGAAAGCAGUUGUGUCGUAUAUUUUCUGAUAAAAUUGGGAAAAAAUCAUUAUAAAUGUUCUCGUAUUAUAGACAGCUAAAUAUAUAAACAGUGUUUACUAUACUGUUAAGUAACCACGAUAAGCAUGGUUCGAAGUAGCGACAAGGAUAGACAUCACAGAAGACGGUCGAGAUCGCGAUCGAGGUCUCGAUCGGCCACACCGGAGAAGAAACGACGGCGUUCUAGGAGCAGGGAUAGGGAUAGAGAUAGGGAAAGAGACAAGGGCCGACACAGGGAACGAAGAAGUCGUUCCAGAGACAGAGACAGAGAAAGGGAAAGAGAAAGAAGCGACAGACGAGAUCGUUCAGAAAGGGAGAGAGAUCGUGAGAGAAAAGGUGGAGACAGUAAAGAAAAGCGUCUUACAGGCUCAAAGUCUUCGCGUUCAGGCAAAGACCGAUCGAAUAGAUCGCGAUCAAGGGAGCGCAAGGAGAAAGAGAAAGGCGACAGCGAUGAGUUACCGUUCGAUCACACUAAAUUGGACAAGGAGGAAGAACAGAAAAGAUUGGAACUGGAAAUGCAAAAGAGGAGAGAAAGAAUAGAACGGUGGCGUGCAGAACGGAAAAAGAAGGAACUAGAGGCAACUAAGAAAGAUGGUAAGGCAUCUAUAUUAGCCAACCUUCAGCUCCCUAUGAAAAAGUGGUCCCUCGAAGAUGACAGUGACGAAGAGACUCCUGUCGUUCAGAAUAGCCAGAAGGAAGCGAAAGAAGAUGGUGAAACAAAAGAAGAGGUGGAGGAAGUUACGGAAGAAGUUAAAGGCGACGACGAAGAAGAAGUUGAUCCUCUCGAUGCUUUCAUGGCAGAGGUUCAAGAAGAAGUUCGUAAGGUGAACAAACUUGAUAGUAAAAGUGGAAAGAGCGCAAAUAACGGAACGGGUACAGGAAGUACUCAAAGUGGAGGGGUUGUUAUUGUUACCGGUGUGGCGAAAAAGAAGGUGCAAAAGCAAAAGGGAGAAUUAAUCGAACAAAAUCAAGAUGGUCUUGAAUAUUCUAGCGAAGAAGAAGGGGAAAACUUGCACGAAACUGCUGCCGGUAUUGCAAAUAAACAGAAACGAGAAUUAGCGAAAGUUGAUCAUGCAACGACCGAGUACCAGCCAUUUAGAAAAUCGUUUUACGUUGAAGUACCUGAAAUCGCAAGAAUGACAGCUGAAGAAGUAGAAGCGUACAAAGAAGAGUUGGAAGGGAUUCGCGUGAAAGGCAAAGGUUGUCCAAAACCCAUCAAAUCAUGGGCCCAGUGUGGUGUGACGAAAAAGGAGUUGGAAGUUUUGAAGAAACUCGGUUAUGAAAAACCAACGCCGAUACAGUGUCAGGCUAUACCGGCAAUAAUGUCUGGUCGGGAUUUGAUAGGCAUAGCAAAGACAGGUAGUGGAAAAACGUUGGCAUUUUUGUUACCGAUGUUUAGGCAUAUUCUUGAUCAGUCUCCGUUAACGGACGGCGAUGGACCGAUCGCAUUGAUCAUGACACCAACCAGAGAAUUGUGUAUGCAAAUUGGAAGGGACUCGAAAAAAUUCACCAAGUCGUUGGGACUCUCUCAUGUUUGCGUUUACGGCGGAACCGGUAUAUCCGAACAAAUAGCCGAACUAAAGAGAGGCGCUGAAAUAAUAGUCUGUACUCCCGGAAGAAUGAUCGAUAUGCUUGCUGCGAAUAGCGGAAGGGUGACUAAUCUUCGUAGAGUAACAUACGUAGUUCUUGACGAAGCGGAUAGAAUGUUUGACAUGGGUUUCGAGCCUCAAGUGAUGCGGAUCAUGGAAAACGUUCGACCGGACCGACAAACUGUAUUGUUCAGCGCGACGUUCCCUCGUCAAAUGGAAGCACUAGCUAGAAGGAUAUUGACCAGACCCGUAGAAGUUCAAGUCGGAGGACGAUCGAUCGUUUGCAAGGACGUUGAACAGCACGUGGUGGUCCUCGAAGAAGAUCAAAAGUUUUACAAGUUGCUGGAAAUCCUUGGUCAUUAUCAGGAUAAAGGUUCUACUAUAAUAUUCGUCGAUAAGCAAGAGAACGCGGACACUUUAUUGAAAGAUCUGAUGAAAGCCUCUUACUCGUGUAUGUCGCUUCACGGUGGUAUCGAUCAAUGCGACAGGGACUCGACGAUAUUAGACUUUAAAGCUGGUAGAACGAAAUUGUUGGUUGCUACAUCCGUAGCUGCCAGAGGUCUAGACGUGAAACACUUGGUGUUGGUAGUAAAUUACGAUUGUCCGAAUCAUUACGAAGAUUAUGUGCACAGAUGCGGAAGAACGGGUAGAGCUGGAAACAAGGGGUACGCGUAUACGUUUAUCACGUCGGAACAGGAACGUUACGCUGGCGAUAUACUGCGUGCUCACGAAUUGGCAGGAGUUCCGGUUCCCGAACCUUUGCGUCAGCUCUGGGAAGGAUACAAAGCACGACAAGCGGCAGACGGGAAGAAAGUGCACACCGGAGGUGGGUUUAGCGGGAAAGGAUUCAAGUUUGACGAGUCCGAGGCGGCGUUGGCCAACGAGAAGAAAAAGUUCCAAAAGGCGGCUCUCGGUUUGCAAGAUUCCGACGACGAAGAUAUAGAGAACGACAUCGACCAGCAAAUAGAGAGCAUGCUCGCGCCAAAAAGGACGGUUCGCGAAAUUGCUAGACCAUCAGCUAGCAACAUCGCGGUAGCUGGCCAGCCCGUAGCUAGCGCAACCGAUAAAUUAGAGUUGGCUAGGCGGUUGGCCUCCAAGAUCAACAUAGCGAAAAAUUUGGGAGCCGAGGCAAAAGGUGCUACGCAACAAGCUGCCGAAGCUAUACUUAAAGGAGCUGGUCCUACCAAUCUGAUUACAGCGAAAACGGUCGCGGAACAACUAGCAGCCAAGUUGAACACGAAAUUAAACUAUCAGCCUCGCGAGGAAGAUCUCGUCGAGAGCGACGCAGAGGCCGGUGAACAAACCUUCCGUAAAUACGAAGAGGAAUUAGAGAUCAACGACUUUCCGCAACAAGCUAGAUGGCGAGUAACCAGCAAGGAAGCUCUCGCACAGAUUUCCGAGUACUCGGAAGCCGGUCUCACCGUCAGAGGAACUUAUAUCGCUCCUGGCAAGGCUCCGCCAGAAGGAGAAAGGAAAUUAUAUCUCGCCAUCGAGUCUACCAGUGAAUUGGCGGUGAGCAAAGCCAAGGCGGAGGUUUCUCGACUCAUCAAGGAAGAAUUGAUCAAAUUACAAGCGUCUGGGGCUCAUACCGCGUCUCGUGGACGAUAUAAAGUUUUGUAAAAAAAGAUGAAACACGUUCGCUUUCCGUUGUAUAUGCACUUUUAUGCUCUGCAGUAGAAUGAAUUUCAUCGGAUUGCGUAUUAUCAUUUAUUAAACUUACAAAUGACUAUAAAAAAGAAAAAAAGAAAAAAAGAUAAAAAACUUUGUAUUUAACGAUACAAUAACCAAGUUUGCUUAACAUUUAAGGGAGUAUCUGUGACUAAUACAAAUCUGUGAAAAAUCCACGGACCACGCGUAGUCGUCGUUUGGUAACUUUAGUUUGGGAAGAUUUUAUUUACAAUUUGCAACAUAAUCAUCCUUAAAUCACGCACGCACGCACGCGCACACACCCGUUUUCUUUGGUAAGAUAAAAAGAACUACUCUCCUCUAUAUAUAUAUAUAUUACGUAGGCACUAGAAGAAUCACAGUCAUGAAAUCGACGAUAUCGCGGACGAUAACGCCAUUAGGUAAAAAAAAAAGAAGAACGCUCAGCACCUUUUAAAAUAGGCGGUAAAUCACUGAUUGCGAUUUUAAAUUGACGCAACCAGUGAUAUUCUUUGUUUUUCCUUUCGGUUCUCUUUUUUGUUUUCUCAAGAAAUGACAAUAUAAAGGAGAACUAUCCCGAAAAACAUUGGCGGAAAACAUGUUCCGCUCGUAAUGGCACUCGAUAUAUAACUAUGAGCGAUUUCUGCUCUGGUAAGAGCACCUAAAGGCACUUCGGCCGCGAUUUUAGGGCUUCUCUCGGAAAUUCUGGUAACUAGUUUCUCAGUCUCCGUCACACAGGCCCGUAGCUGGAGUGUCGAAGGUCUGUUGGAGGUGGACUGUAUAACGAUGAAUACAUCUCGGUCUGGUGUCAUCAUUCCACGAAGAGCACACUGCGCCACUUGAAUUUGCCGUGCCAGAGCAGUCAGCAGAGCGUCCAGCGUGACCGAAUCCUUGUCCGCCUCUUCGUCCAUCAUGUAUUAGAGAUGCAUAGAUGUAGCAAGACGGAAAGAAGAAGAUAAAAAUGGUACCUGUUUCUUGGAGUAAAACAAUUUGGCUGCACCUCCACAGACUGGACAGCAAGCACCCGGCGGUGUAACCCCGACGCAGUAAGGUUCGAUCAAUCGAGGACACUGAACGAGAUGGGCACAGCGAGGUUCGGCUCGAUCUCCGAUCAAUCCAACGGCUAGACAGGGUCCAAAGUAGUCGAGGACCGUUCUCUCGGCCCAAGCAGCACACUCGUUCGCGUAAAUCUCGCCGUUAGCACCGCAAACAGGACCACGCAGCGUACAACCCUCGAGGCAAGGUCCCCUGUAGCCUAGGCUAGCUCCAGUACGAAUCAUGGCGCAGAUGGAAGGAUGCUGACGGUUCUCCUUAUCGCAAACAGGACCGGUGUUCUCGUCCCGAGGAUCACAGUCGAGGGGCACGCACUCGUAUUGACGGCAGGGUUUGUGAAGCCCGGACAAGCAUACCCUAUUCCUUCGGACGCAUGUUUCGCUGGUGUCGCAAGGAUUCGACGCGCAAGGGUCUCGAGAAGAACAUCUACCAAACUCCACCUCGUUGGCUGACAUCUCGGCGCAUUUCGCCAGACAGGCAGAGGCGAAAGUGAAGCCGAGCCGUCCGCAGACUGGUACGUAAUGAGCUGGACAAUCGCAAGGUAACGAGGGAACUCGGAUUUCUGCGCAAUUCUUCUUCGAACAGGUAAAUUCGCCCUCGAAACAGUGACAAGGAUUGCACUCGAGAUAAAAAUUGGCUUUAUGCGCGAUGUAUCGAUCGUGCACCCAGCACGAAUUGAACUUGAAGCAAUUCAACGUUCUACACUUGUCGAGGCCGUGCGACGUGCACUGACAGAUUCUAAGACAGCCCUGUUGAUCGAACCGCGGUAUCUGCAGCCAGGAUCCAACCGGUACCAACUGUUUCGACAUCUCCCCCAAAGAGCAAGCCGGUAAACAACGGUACGACUGUCCGUACCGAAGCGGCUGGCAAAUUUCUGUCUGAGCGCAAGGGUUACUCUUGCAAGGAGUCACGAUAUCUUCUUCGAGACUUGGGACGGAUUCGUUGUCUCGAGUAUCCUCGAGAAUAAACGGUUUCAACGAUACGCACGGAGCGUCGGAACUGCUAGGUGAAAGCUUACCGCACAACGUAGCUGCGGUAUACGGCGGUUCCGUGAUAGCGGUCCAAUCAACGCAACUGGCCAUUAAUUCUAGACAAUCUUCUCGACAGAGUCUGGUCUCGUGAAUUCUCGUCUCGCAAGGUCUCAGUUGCAGCAGACAGGCAGCUGCACGCAAAGUUUCCGCUGGACAGGAGGCAGCAGCGCGAACGGGAACACCCAGACCUCGAAUGAUUCCACCUCUGGACCAGUGGUCGGCUUCCCACUUGGCUGCUUCGUCAGCAGCGGUCGAGCAACUUCUAACGAAAGUAGAGGAAGAAAUGAAAAUGCUUCGCGUUAAGAAGAAGAAGAAGAAGAAAGAAUCAACUACCUAAAGAGUGUCGUUGAUCUGUCGUUGAAUCGAGCGCAAUAAGAUAGUCCUGAACAGCCGAUUUCGCAAGGAUCGUCAGCAUCCUCGAGACACCUCCUCAGCUCUCCUUCCAAACUGGAAGACAGACAUUCAGCGUCCAGCUGAAGCCAGCCAGACUCCCAGUCAGAUUGAAACGCUCUCCAACACAAGUUCUGACACGAUGGCUUGUUCGCUUUGGUACAGCACGACAAUUUACCCGCAUCUAACGGCAGACGAGACGGUUUCGACGAGCCAGACUUUAGCAAACAGCUCCAGAACGGCGACUGGGGUAAAACUGGUUUGCAUUUCUCCGUCAGAGCGUCCAUGAUCUCUUGAUCGGUGGUCGCGGUGUGCAGAAUCCUUUUGCACGUUUCCAGACAGGCUGGGCUACUAGCUUCGUUGCAACAAUGUAGAUCUGCAACAAUAAUAAAACAAAAGAGUGAAAAGAGUUUAAGUUCUUUGUCGUUUAAGACUUACUUACGUUGCUUAGGAUCCUCUGCGUGUUUCACUUCGGCGACGCUCUUUAAACACUUUGGAACUUGAUGAAAACACCCUUUGCUUGUGUACAAUUUUAAAUUAGACAUUUUACCGGGUUUAUAAAACAGAUCUUGACAUAUGGAUCUACAGGUGUCGUUGGAGACGGUGAUGCAGCAGUGUUCGGCUUCCUCUCGCUUCUCCAAACACGAGAAGAACUCGAGCUCGUCGCUUGGCCGACAAGUAUCGUUCAGAUGCUUUCUAGAUCCUGCUAGAGCGCAGCUGGAUCGACAUAUUGGAUUCUGCGCCAGGGUUUACAAUGGAAAAGAAGAAGAGUUACGUUGACUGGCUUACCGUGUAGAGUCGAGUUGACGCAGGCCCAGAAUUCGCUCUGAAAGGAAGAAGAUAGUCGUCCAAGAAAAAGUGUAAAUCGAGUCGAACGUAAAAAAUACAUUGAAAGAGAGAGAGGGAGAGAGAACGAAGAAUCGAGCAGUUUUAAAUACAACUUUGCAGUGAAAGUGUUGCGAACGUUAAGGACGUAAACGAUAGCGAACCGAGGAGACGACGCAGGUAUUUUUGUCGCGGUAUAUUCUGGGAGCUAUGCGCUACCAAGCCUCGUCGCCAUUUUCGAAAGGGUUGCAUUUUUCUUGCAAAAAACUAGACACGAUGAGUGGCGAACGUUCUUUCGAUCCAGUUCAAUUUCAUUGUCUGAGAAUUGAAAGUACAGCUAAAGAUAAAUAAACUAAGGAACGACUUGUAUGUUUUACAAUAACGAUUGUAAAGACUGUCGGCCAGCCUGCUUCGAGUAACUCGUCACUGCAGACAUUGAUGAAACUUGAUGAAAGGCAAAUGUUUGAGAGAAGCGUACCUUGGAGCAGACACUGCGACACGAUCCGGCGGCCAAAGAACAACAGGACAUCUCUGGAACAAAUAAAGCAGAAUUGAAUAGGAGAUCUGUCGGAAGGAUGCGAAAACAUGUGGCAACUAGAACUCGAGGAUCCUUUCCUCGCAUUUUCCCUAGACACAAAACAGAUGCGUGUCCUGCGUUACGUCAAUUCGGAUAGAGAAAGGAUCUGCUUUUCUGCUGCCGGAUGAGGAUACGUAAGGCAUGUCAAAGCUGAAGGACUCUCUCGGACCAUCUCUCAAACUGCUUUCUUUGAUCGUGAAAAGGUAAAAGAAAAAAUUAUUAUAAAUUCUUUGAAAAUUGAAAACUGUUUCGUUGCUGGUGCGUUUAUUGAUUAGAAAUUGAUAAAAUACAGUUUUAAUUUGCUUAAAUACCAGUUUCUUCCAAGCAUUUCUGUUGUUUUUCUGAAGGGGAUAUUAUUUUUAUUAAAUAAUCUUACGGGUGGGAACGUAAGUCGUAAGUGAUCAUUUACGACUUUACGUGCGCCGUAUGCGGGUCCAGUCAAACUGCCGGCUUAUGAGUACUAGCAACCGAACUCGUGAACGUCGGGAACAAUAAAGGAUGCACACGAGCAUAGAAGUUGGACUGUGGACAAGAGGGUUCGAAGCGUGUUACAAUUAAGUUAAUAGAUAGCAGUCGGACACAAAUUGCGACUGGGUACUACGUUCCUCUGCGUGACUCGCUUCGUACAUCGUAUAUUUUCUUCUCGUGCACACAGCUCGAUCAUUUUAAUCUAUCACAAUUUUUAUUACACUCUCUUUUCUUCUUUCUCGAAUUUUAUUCAACAGAGAUUUGUACAGUUGGUCGAAUCGGAAAUGACGCGUCGCGUCGCAGCGUGUUUUCAUAGGGAGGUAGGAAUUUUCUCGAAUAUCGAUUUCAUCCAGGGAUGUAGCCUUUCCUUUACACCAUUCUUUAGACCAUUAUUAGAUGAAAAGCUAUGGUUAGAUAAAAAAUAAUCUAAUGGCAAAGAUAUAUAAGUAGGUAGAUGGUCGCGAGUUUGUGGCUUUUCUCGCGGACGAUUUUAAAAUAGCCGAUCUAAGCCGCGAAAGUCCCCUUAAUUUUAUCCACUCGAAUGAAAUGAAACAACCAAGACCUCCUUCACUUUGCCAACUCGCCAACUUUAGUCCUCUUUGAAAAUCACCGUCAACGUGAACCAUUAGGCAACGUUCUUGUAAAGACUAAAACGAGAUAAAAAGCACAGUGACUAUGGAAAUUGGUCGCAAAUGCGAUACAGUUGCAUAUAAAAGAAAUUGACUAGCCUCGCAGCUGCAGCACCUUUAGGCUGUCUCGUGCCAUGUCGUAUCGUGUCAUAUCGUGUCGAGCAACGGUGACAUCCACGUUGUUGUUGCACUCGUAAAACACGCACAAUUCUCCCACGCUUCGCGAUAAUAAUCCUUUCGGCAGAACCAGAUGGAAAAGAUAAGUGAAAAGACAUGCGAUAUUUCAAAUAUUUACAAUAAUGUACGAAAUCAAAUGGAGACGCAGCUGAAUAAGAAAAAAGAAAAGAAAAGAAAAGAAAAGAAAAGAAAAGAAAUUGUUUUAACUCCUUUUAAGAAAAGGAAUAGUCUUUGACAGAAGAUAGAUGGAAGAUAUUAUAAAAUCACAAGCCAACAGUGUAGAUAAUUAUAUCGUAGUUGUAAAAUCUAGUACAGCUAAUGGACUGAAUUCUCUGUAUUCUGUACCCUGUACAAGCCAUUCUAAUUAGCAUCCUUCCACGUUAUCCACGUUAUCCACGUUAUCCACGAUGUCCGCGUUGUCCACGUGUUUCGUUUCAACGAGAGAGGAUGCUCGUGACUGAUACUUCGUUACGUCACCCUUAUCGCACCGAUAACCUUGGGGAUUAGCUUGUUGGGUAACCUCGGUCCAAGAAUUUUUCCGGUCAUAUUGCUGGUAAAAACGCGCAGCC